Rotaria sordida is the source of this 3495-nucleotide messenger RNA. Lineage: Eukaryota; Metazoa; Rotifera; Eurotatoria; Philodinida; Philodinidae. The record is from the annotation of a GenBank genome assembly.
AUGGAUGCUCUUGAAAUUGAACAUCUAUGUGGUCAAUUAUAUAGUGGUGGAGUUAGUAGUGAACAAUUACGUACAGUAUCUCAACGUCUUGAAACAUUUGUAAGUCAACCAAAUUGUUUAUCACAAUGUCGAAUAUUACUUGAUCGUGCAUUAACUCCUUAUACACAAUUUUUUGGUGCAACAACAUUAAUAAAAUAUUUUAAUCGUUCAUCAAAUCAACCAUCAGUAUCAUUUACUGAACGAUUUGAAUUACGUACAUAUAUACUUGAAUAUUUAUAUAAACAUAAUCGUUCACUUGCACCAUUUGUACUUGCUGAAUUAGUUAAAUUAUAUGCACGUUUAACAAAAAAUUCUUGGUUUGAUUUAAGUCCAAAUACAACAAAUUUAAAUAAUGAAAUAUAUCCAUUUCAAACAUUUACAGAUGAUUUACUUAAAUUUCAAAUAGAUCCACCACAUUUUUCUGUUGCUUUACAAUUAUUAAUUGCAAUAUUAUCUGAAAUAAGUGUACCAAAUGAUGAAGAAACAUCAGCUAGAGCAUUUAGUAAACAUCGAAAAAUUUGUAUAUCAUUUCGUGAUACAAAAUUACUUGAUAUUUAUUUAUUUGCUUGUCAAUAUUUACGUGAUGUUAUAAUUAAUCAAAAAAAAGUAUUAGGUUUAUCGAAUGAUUUGAAUGAUUAUCCAAAAACAAUAACAAGUGUACAAUUACAAGGAGAUUAUUAUUUAGUUGUAGAAAAACUUCUAUCAUUAGCAUUAGCUUGUUUAACAUAUGAUUAUCUUGGAACAGGUUCAAGUAUUCAUGAUGUUGAUGUAUCAGAUGAAAAUCAAACAUUACAAGUUCCACUUGCUUGGCAUGAUCAUGUUGUUGAUGGAAGUUUUUAUCGAUUAUUUUUUUCAUAUUAUUUUCUUUUUUCAAAUACAUCACUUGUUCCAUUAGCAAUUUCAUGUCUUGUUCAAUUAUCAAGUGUACGACGAUCAUUAUUAAAUACAAACGAACGUCUUACUGUUCUUAAUCAUAUGACAUAUGGUAUUCGAUCAAUUCUUGAACAAGCAGCUGGUCUUCUAGCUGAUGAAAAAUCUUUACAUGAAUUUUGUCGUCUAAUAGCACGUUUAAAAUCAAAUACACAAUUACAUGAAUUAAUUCGUAUUGAUAAUUAUCCAUUAUUUAUUGAAACAUUAUUUCGUUUUACAAUUGAUCAUUUAUUAAGUGUUCAUCAUCAUCGUCAAUAUCAUUUAUCACCAAAUACACUUCAUUAUAUAUUAUCAUUUUGGUCAAAAAUAGUUGCAUUUCUUUCACAUAGUUCAAAAUUAUCUGAAUCAUCAUCAUCAAAUGAUUCUCCAACAUCACAUUUGUUAGAUAUAUAUGUUCCACAAAUUGUUUGUUAUUAUGUUCAAUCACGUUUAGAUGCACUUAAUAAUGAUGAUGUUUUAUAUAUGGAAUUAUUUGAUAAUGAUCAAACAAUAUUACAACAACAAUUAGAAAUGAUUAGUAUUAUGUCAAGAUUAGAUUAUAAUAAAACAUGUGCACUUUUAUGUACAUGUUUUGAUGAUCUUGCUCAACAAUAUCAACAAGCAGCAAAUUCAGAAACAGUUGAAAGACGUUUUACAUUUUUAAUAUAUGUUCUUGGAUGUGUUAUUGGUGCACGCGGUAUAACAUUAACAUCAUUAUCAUUACCAACUGAUGAUCAAGAUUUAUUUGAUGGUGAAUUAGUUGUACGUGUAUUACAAUUAAUGACAUAUAUACAACAAAAAACAGCUGGUGAAACACAAAAUAAUAAUAAAAAUUCAAUAAAUACAGCAAUAACAACAACAACAACAACAGAUAAAAUUGGUUCAACACCAUAUUCUGAACGACUUGAAUUAGCUGUUUUAUUUUUUUUUGAACAAUUUCGAAGACAAUAUAUUGGAGAUCAUGGUCGAUCAAAUAAAAUUUAUCAAGUUCUAUUUAAACAUCUUGGUAUUGCUGAUGAAGAACAACUUUUGUCAAUAUUCAUAAAAAAACUUUUUACAAAUUUACAAUAUUCAACAAUAACUGAUAAAUUAAUUGAACGUACAGUUGGAUGCUUUAGUGAUCUUUCACAAGGUUAUCAAAGUGUUCGUAGAUUAGUUAAGCUAGAUCCAAUUCAAUAUUUUAUUAAUAAUCAUACACAAGAUUUAUUUCCAUUUCUUCAUCAUACAUCUACGACUAAACGUUCAAAUAAUAGUAAUAUAACUGCUAGUAGUUGGUCACGUCUUCGAACAACAUUUUAUGCUGCUGUUGGACGAAUGUUAAUGCAUGAAUUUCGUUAUGAUGAAGAUGAUGAUGAUCGUGUCGAAGCUUUUAUGACACCAUUUACAAAUCAUUGUAAUAGAUUAGUACAAAUAUUCAAAGACUUUCCAGAUUUUACUGCAUUUAACGUAGGACAAUUUGCAACAAUGGGUCAAUUUAAUCCAACAUUGGCCUCAUUAGAUGAGAUUCAAUCUCUUAUAAUUGGUAUUGUUCGUGAUCUUCGUGGUAUAUGUAGUGCCUUCGUUUCUAAACAAGCCUAUUCAUCAUUAUUUGAUUGGCUUUAUCCAUCAUAUUUACCAUUAUUUUUAAAAGCUCUUUAUGUAUUUUAUGAUCGAGCAGAUGUUUAUAAUCCAUUAUUAAAAUUUUUUCAUGAAUUAACAUCAAAUCGUCAAGAACGUUUAGCAUUUGAUUCAACAAAACCAAGUGCUUAUUUAUUAUUUCGUGCAACAUCUAAUUUACUUUAUAUAUUUCAAACAAAAACAAUUGUUCAUGUUAAUGCAACACUUCCUGAAACUGAUGGAAUUUUAUUUUAUAAAUCUAAACUUAAACCAAUUAUAACAUGUUUAAGAAUAAUUCGUGCAUGUUUAAUUGGUAAUUAUGUUAAUUUUGGUGUUUUUCAUCUUUAUUCUGAUCCAUGUUUUGAUAAUUGUUUACAAGUAUUUUUAUCAAUAUUAACAUCUAUUAAACAAACACAUUUAUUAGCUUAUCCAAAAUUAACAUUAUCUUAUUUUACAUUAAUUGAAACAUUAUCACUUGUUCAAAUUGAUUUUCUAGCUAAUUUAACAACACCAUUAUUUGGUUAUGUACUUGAAACAAUAAGUGAAGGAUUUUUAUCACCUGAACAAACUAUACAAAAUUCAUGUUGUAUUUUUUUGGAUACAUUUUUGUCAUAUAUUUUUCGAUCAGUUAAAAAAAGUAAUGCAUCAGCUAGUUUAAUGGCUAAUAUUAAUGAAUAUGGAAAUUUAUUUCGACAAAUACUUGUAAAUUUACUUAAUGGAAUUAUAUUUGCUGAAUGCAAGUAAGUGAAUCAAAAAUUCGUUAAUAAACAAUCGAAUAAAAAAAUAUAUGUAAAAUAUGAAUAAUUAAGAUUAAAGUUAUAGUUUUUCUAGAAUUAUAAAAAAGAGAAAAUUUUUCUAAAUUAAUAAAUUAGUAUUCGAUUUAAUUGAUUGAUUUCAUAUUGCCAAAUAUUUUGAACUACUUAAGUGAUUCAAUUAGAUAUGGACAAGAUG